UCAGGAGGAGGGGUCCGUGCAGAGGGGAGGACAGGGAGGUAUUUAUAGGGCUGACAGGUGAGGAGCCGCAGGAAGGUUCUUCAGGGGAGGGUCAGGGAGGAGAAGACAUACAGGGCAGCAGAGCCUUAGGGGGCUGGAGGGCGCCCCCUGUCUGUCACUAUGAGGUCCCUUCAGAUCUUGUUUCUGUUGCUCCCCUUCUGCACCUCACAGCACCCCGCAGGCCGGGCACACAGUGGUGUUGAUGAGUGCGCCAUAGGUACAGACGACUGCCACAUCGACGCCAUAUGCCAGGACACCCCCACAUCAUACAAGUGUGUGUGUAAAACGGGAUAUAAAGGAGAAGGAACAGCGUGCGAAGACGUUGAUGAAUGCGACAAUGAGUACAAUGGAGACUGCGUCCACGAGUGCACCAACAUCCCGGGGAACUACCGCUGCACUUGCUACGAUGGUUUUGAGUUGACGAACGAUGGGCAUAACUGCCUGGAUGUGGAUGAAUGUCGGACGAACAACGGGGGCUGUCAGCAGACGUGCAUCAACACCAUGGGCAGUUAUGAAUGUCGCUGUAAAGAGGGCUUCUUUCUGAGUGACAACCAGCACACAUGUAUACAUCGCUCUGAAGAAGGCCUGAGCUGUAUGAACAGAGAACAUGGCUGUGCCCACAUCUGCCGGGAGACCCCCAGGGGCGGUGUGGCGUGCGACUGCAGACCCGGAUUUGAGCUCGCAAAGAACCAACGACAUUGUAUCUUGACCUGUAAUCAUGGGAACGGAGGAUGCCAGCACCUGUGUAAUGAUACGGACACCGGGCCAGUCUGCAUGUGCCACCCGAAAUACACCCUGCAAUCUGAUGGCAAGACCUGUGCUGAGAAGGAGGAAUCUGACAGUAAUUCUACAUCUGUGUCUGAGAUGGACAAGAGGGUGAAGAGACGACUGGUGAUGGAGACGUGCGCUGUCAAUAAUGGCGGGUGUGACCGGACGUGCCGGGACACAUCUACGGGCGUGCGCUGCAGCUGUCCGGUUGGAUUUACGUUGCAGUUCGAUGGCAAGACAUGUAAAGAUAUCGAUGAAUGUCAGAGCCACAACGGGGGGUGCGAUCACUUCUGUAAGAACACGGUGGGCAGCUUCGACUGCAGCUGUAAGACGGGGUACAAACUGCUGACAGACGAGAAGUCCUGCCAAGAUGUGGAUGAAUGCUCCUUCGAGCGGACGUGUGAUCACAACUGCGUGAACUACCUGGGAUCCUUCGCCUGCACAUGUGACCGGGGGUACACGCUGUACGGACUGACCCACUGUGGAGACGUGAAUGAAUGCAGCAUGAACAAUGGCGGCUGUGAGCACACGUGUGUGAAUACAGCGGGGGACUUCUACUGCCAGUGUCCCCCCCGCUUCAAGUUACACUGGAACCGCAAGGACUGUGUGGAGGUGGAGAACCUCAUAUCGGACUCUGUUCCCCAAAAGGCCGUUCUGCAAUGUAUAAAGAAUGGUGGAAGCGAGCGCUGCAUCAUAAACUGCCCUUCCCACGUCUACAAUGUUCCUGGUCUGCAGGAUUCCUACACAGUGAUUUGUGGCAAAGCGAAAAACUUGAGGUCCAAUGAAACGCACAGUUCAGAUCUUGCUGUAACUUCCACUGUUCCUGAUGACUGCCAUUUCUUAAUUACAUUCUGAACAGAGGAUAUUGACAUCUGAAAACGUUUUGCUAUCUUCUUAUAUCCUUCUCCAGCUUUGUGAGCGUCAACUAUUUUCAGUUUCAGAUUUCUAGAAAACUGCUUAGAAGAACCCGUGGUGCUGAUUGUUGGGGCAAGGUCAGAGGAGUCUGGGCAUUUAUAACCUUUGCGAUUGACAUCACCUGGUCUUCCCAGAUGAUGAUUGAGAACAAUCCAUAACACUGGCAGGUCUCAGCUGUAUAAAGGGGGCAGUG
This is a messenger RNA of Hyla sarda, 1915 nucleotides long. RefSeq names its product signal peptide, CUB domain and EGF like domain containing 2 (gene SCUBE2). The transcript is spliced from 14 exons. Bases 160 to 1662 code for a protein of 500 amino acids. Gene Ontology annotation, biological process: signal transduction. Gene Ontology annotation, molecular function: calcium ion binding. Gene Ontology annotation, cellular component: cell surface. Lineage: Eukaryota; Metazoa; Chordata; Amphibia; Anura; Hylidae. The record is from RefSeq and is a predicted model, not a curated record.